Messenger RNA from Pararge aegeria (speckled wood butterfly), 631 nucleotides. RefSeq lists its product as uncharacterized. Lineage: Eukaryota; Metazoa; Arthropoda; Insecta; Lepidoptera; Nymphalidae. Gene Ontology annotation, biological process: regulation of synaptic transmission, cholinergic; positive regulation of voltage-gated potassium channel activity; sleep. The transcript is spliced from 3 exons. The record is from RefSeq and is a predicted model, not a curated record. The coding region runs from base 79 to 558 and encodes 159 amino acids.
GUAUUUUUUCAAAAAUUAUAGUACCUAAACUAAGCAGAAAACCGAAUUACCUACAUAAGCUAUGGUAAUUUCAAAGCCAUGAAAGGAAACGUAAUUUUUAUUUUAAAGCUUACACUAUUAGAUUUAAUGUUUUGUGUGGAAAAAUCAUCGGCAUUGCUUUGUUACAAUUGUUCGUCGACUCACCGCAGCGGGAUAGUAUGCGGCGGGGAAUUUGCCAAGUCUUCGCUGGUGUUCAACAGCAGUCGUCAUUAUCUGCUUAAUUGUUCUGGAGAUACUGCAAUGUGUUUCGUCAGAUCUUGGAAUGCUCGCGCUAAGCAUGCAUGGAUUGUACAACGGGGUUGCUAUCAACUCGAUAGCACAGACCCCUUUCUGAGUUCUAUGGAAACAGCGACUAGAGCGAUGACUUGUAAAUCAGAACGGCUCGUCGAUGCUGAAUACAAAGUAUGCCUCUGCGGGGCCAACUGGUGUAAUACGACAUCCCUAUCAUGGAAUUCGUCACAGUACCUACAAGUUGUAAAAAGUAUUAUACACAUUUUAAGCAUAUAUUUGCUUUCGUAGCUGACACAACAUUCAAGGAAACUAGUGAAAUGUGCGUCAUUCAUGAUUUCCUAUGAGUUGUGGGGAUUGCAAU